Molecule: messenger RNA, 1416 nt
Organism: Colletotrichum spaethianum
Lineage: Eukaryota; Fungi; Ascomycota; Sordariomycetes; Glomerellales; Glomerellaceae
Product: putative aminotransferase
Exons: 1
Coding region: 1-1416 (471 amino acids)
Cellular component (GO): cytosol
Molecular function (GO): pyridoxal phosphate binding; transaminase activity
Source: RefSeq, a predicted model, not a curated record
AUGGCUCCCGCAAGAGACGACGAGCUUGUUUCAUCGGCCACUGCUGGCCAGAACCCCGUCAACGUGAAAUCCAAAGGGAAUGAAGGUCGGUUGAUGCACCGUUCUUUGAUCCAACACCCGUCGAUGGUCGAAUCAGCCAGUGGAAUCUAUCUAAAUCUGACCAACGGCCAAAAGAUCAUUGAUGCUUGUGGCGGCGCUGCCGUUGCGUUGAUUGGACACGGCAACGAAGAAGUCAUCCAAGCCAUCACCGACCAGGCUCGGAAAGUUAGUUACGUCCAUACCCAGGCAUACACCACGGAGCCUGCUGAAGAACUAGCCAAUUUGAUCCUUGAUGGAAACCCUCACGGCCUGGAAAAAGCAUUCUUCGUCUGUAGUGGAAGCGAGGCUGUUGAGUCGGCGUUGAAGCUGGCUCGCCAAUACCACUUUGAAAAGGGGCAACCUCAGAGAUUGCACUUUAUUGGCAGACGACAAGCAUACCACGGCAACACUAUGGCGACAAUGUCAAUUUCCACUGUUGCCGCAAGAAAAGUCCCUUACGAAGGCUUCAGCUACCCCCACGUCUCUUACGUGUCUCCAGCAUAUGCCUACCAAUACCAACGCAGAGACGAAACCGAAGACGAGUAUACAGCUCGGCUCCUCGCAGAAAUCGAAGCGGAAUUUCAGCGCAUUGGGCCAGAAAAGGUCAUCGCCUUUACCGCAGAGACCAUGGUUGGUGCCACCGCAGGAUGCGUGGCGCCGCCUGUCGGCUAUCUCGCCGGCGUUCGACAAAUUUGCGACAAGCAUGGCGCUCUUCUUAUUCUCGACGAAGUCAUGUGUGGCACCGGGCGCACUGGAACCUUUUUUGCCUUUGAACAAGAAGGCGUUGUGCCCGACAUUGUCACAGUCGCAAAGGGAUUGGGAGGAGGAUACGGGCCCAUUGCGGGUGUUUUGAUGCACGAAAAGGUGGUCACUGUUUUGAGACAGGGCUCCAACGCAUUCAACCACGGACACACAUACCAGGCUCACCCUAUUGCCUGCGCCGCUGCUUUGGCCGUUCAACAGAUUGUGAAGCGUGACAAUCUUGUGGCUCGCUGCGCAAAUUUGGGUAAGCACCUCGAGGUUAUGCUGCGCAAUGAGUUGAUCAAUUGCCGAUCAGUUGGUGAUAUCAGAGGCAGGGGAUUGUUCUGGGGAGUAGAGUUUGUUAAAGAUCGAGACACCAAGGAGACUUUCAACCCCAAGACCCGUUUUGGACUUCGUGUCCAAGAACGAGCCUUCGAAAAGGGAGUGGCAGUGUAUCCUGGCGCUGGCACAGUGGAUGGCUCCAGAGGUGACCACGUGUUGCUUGCGCCUCCAUUCACCACCACAGAUGAGCAACUGAUGGAGAUUUGCAAAGUUUUCCGGGAAUCAGUUGAAGAAAUUGAGGCGGAAACGCUCUAA